AUGGCGCAAAUACUAGUUGGCAACCCGUGGAAUUUGGCUCGCGAAAGAAAUGCCCAUGGGCAUCUUUUUUACACCUGGACCUCGGUGCCGGCAGGAAGCGAUGAAGCUGCAAAGCUCGUCAAGCAGUACUGUGCGGACCCUCCGCAAGAGCUGCCACGAGCUGGAGUCUUGUCUGCCGCUCUUGCGGGGUUCGGCUUGCCCUCCGAGACCUCCCACGGCGUCAAGCUCUAACCCCCAGAAUUAGCAGAGACAACUUUUACGAAGAUCCUUAAGCGAUUAUCAGAUUAUGUAUAAUACAUACUAUGUAUGAAAAGUCUUUGAAGAAGCUUGGCGCCUGUAGCGGCUCCAUUAUCUCUAUAUAGAGAGAAGGCGUUAUGGAUACAGAGGAGAUGUGCAUCUGGAAAGAAGGCGGCUCCCCUUGUCGAGACUUGUCGACUACGUGGAUAUAUUUCAAAAGUAAUGGUAAUCUCUCUAAUGCAACUCCUUUCGGUGCUGAUGUUGCGGUGGGUCGUCGGGAGACUAUCUACCCGAAAAAUGUAGGAGAGAAGAGCCAGUUGAAGAUAUGGGUACGAAUAUAUGUGAUUACGAUCAACAAGACAUUGAGGAUUAUAAAUAUGUAACGAAAAUAAUUGAAGCACUGCUUUAAUCUGAUCGAACCAGAUGAGCAAGCUGCUCUAACUAUGAGAAUUAUUCUUAUUGCAUAAGACCUGUUCAUUCACUUGCAGCUACAUCGAAAGAACUGAAAAUAUAGAAAGAAGCAGCACGUUCGAAUAAUAGUGGAGUCGAUGUGCUGCUGGCGGGGAUGAUGUCGUCGUGAUGGAAGAAAUUAUACAAACUGAUGUCAGAAAAAACAGCAAUCACGAUAAAUGUAUCACAGACCAAAAAUAUUGAAAGUAAAAGUAUUACAACAUUAACAUUUUGAAUGGAUUUUUUUGUACAAAAGUAAGAAGUUGUUUGUAAAGAAUGAGAAAACAUUAAAAGAUUUUAUAAUAAUUUUUUUAAGUAUUUUUUAGAGAAGUGAGUGUUUUUUUUAACCCAACCUAACCAAGUCAGUCAGAAAAAGUAUCACAAAUGUUAUGUCCAUGUUUCUGGUGAUUUUGGCACACUGACUUAGACGGCAGGUCUGCUGUCGACAGGUUUGCAGAGGAUGAUCUCAUGUCUGUGCCGAAAACAUUUUUAGAGGUAGCUAGUGUUG
This is a messenger RNA of Amoebophrya sp. A25, 1195 nucleotides long. Lineage: Eukaryota; Dinophyceae; Syndiniales; Amoebophryaceae. The record is from the annotation of a GenBank genome assembly.